UGCUAUUUGCUACUGUCAAAUCUGGGAUGGGAUUUAGGUUAGACUGCAAGCAUUGGUAUAUCGUCUACUUUUGUUGUUAAGUCAAUUUGUUGAUGGAAGCUUAAUUAUUACCAUUGCAGUUGCAGUUAAAUUCCACAAUGGAAUUACAAAAUAUUUACUACAACAAGUCGGAAUAUGUUGAAACGGCAUCAGGAAACAAAGUCAGCAAACAAACUGUGUUGUGUGGCUCACAGAACAUUGUUCUCAAUGGCAAAGUGAUAGUGCAAUCCGAUGCUAUCAUCAGAGGUGAUUUAGCAAAUGUUCGUAUUGGACGGCAUUGUGUCAUCAGUAAAAACUCUGUCAUCAGACCACCGUUUAAAAAGUUCAGCAAAGGAGUUGCUUUCUUCCCUCUUCACAUGGGUGAACAUGUCUUUGUUGGAGAAAACUCUGUUGUUAGCGCUGCAGUCAUAGGCUCAUACGUACAUAUUGGCAAAAAUGUUGUCAUUGGCCGCAGAUGUGUGCUGAAGGACUGUUGUAUGAUAGAGGACAACACCAUCCUAGGACCAGAGACUGUAGUUCCUCCGUUCACACGCUAUGGUGGGUCACCGGGACUGGUGGUGGGGGAACUACCGGAGUGUACUCAAGACUUGAUGAUCGACUACACCCGCAGCUACUACGACCACUUUGUACCUCAUUGAAUAUCUUUCUAAUUUAAAAAAAAGAUCAUAUUUAUAAUUUAUUCACUUUUGUACCAUAUACAAAUAUAAGCUUUAUUAAGUUAAA
Macrosteles quadrilineatus (aster leafhopper) is the source of this 762-nucleotide messenger RNA. RefSeq names its product dynactin subunit 5-like. The transcript has 4 exons. NCBI's taxonomy places the organism in Eukaryota, Metazoa, Arthropoda, Insecta, Hemiptera, Cicadellidae. The record is from RefSeq and is a predicted model, not a curated record. The coding region runs from base 138 to 677 and encodes 179 amino acids.